AUGAAGGUAGCAGUGAUAGGAUCCGGUUUAGCUGGAUUGACGACCGCUUAUCUGCUUCGUAAGGAGGGUGUAGAAGUUCAUUUGAUCGAAAAGUCAAGUAAAUUAGGAUUUCAUUCGCAAUCUGUGGAGAUACCUCUAUCGUCGUCUUCUAAUGGGCCUGGUAAAAGUAAAAAGGAGAAGUGGAUUGUGGAUGUACCAAUGAGAGGAUUCCAAGGAGGCUACUAUCCUUUAUUGCUAUCACUCUAUCAUCACCUUCAGAUCCCCCUCGAAACACACAACUACAAAUUCUCUUUUUCCUCUUCCCAAUCAACCUAUUUCAUCCAUUCGGGAUCGUCGGGAUUCUCCAUCCCCUCACUACCUUCUCAAGCAUAUCAGAACAUCUUCAACCUCGUACGGGAUAUAGCGACCUUUGUGGGAGUAGCAAUCUGUUAUUCCCUUUUGGUGAUACUGAGCUUCGUGGCGUAUCAUGAUUUGUUGCCUAGCUGCCUGUGUAAUCCAGGAAGCAAGAAGACCGAGAAUGAAAUGACGUUGAAAGAAUUCACUUCAAUAUUAUCGGCAUUCCUCACUCAACCAUUCACGAUCCCCAUAAUAGAAUAUGAAGUAUGGACACCGCUUGGGGAAUUAUUCGAAUCGUUUUUCAUCUCCAAAUUGGUCAUACCCCUCUUCUCAUCGGUUGGAACGAUGACUACAAAAGAUUGUCUACAAUUACCUAUGAAGGUGAUAUUGGAAUAUAUCCAUUUGACCCUGGGAACAGACCAUUAUCAAUUGUCGAAAGGCUAUACGGCAUCUACCAUUGCUGAGCUAUUGGCGAAGCCUGUCAGAGAACAGGGAGAGGGGUAUGUUAGAUUAUCAACUGAAAUUAUGGGGUUGGAAUAUGAUGGAGGUGUGAGCAUAAAGAUGAAGAACACGACUGCUCAGAGACAGGGGCAGCAGGAAGGGGAAGAAGAAGAGAGGAUUACGGCGGACAAAGUAGUCUUGGCUACUCCGGCUAGCGUAGCCAAGAUUUUGUUGGAAGGGUUGGAGAGUAGCUUGAACGAUAAUAGACAGAUCAAAGAAGGUAGAAGGGUCGGUCAGAUGAGAGCUGCGUUGGGCAAAGUAAAUUAUAGGGAAACAAUCGUAGUCACCCAUCGAGAUACUUCCAUCCUACCUUCCUCCAAGGAUAGGAGAGAUCUUAAUUUCUUCUUACCCGAUACCAGUUUUUCCUCACGACCUUCACCAGAAACACACCCUAUACCCUAUCUGAUCCCUACGGAGAACGCUAUAUACACUCAAGCCACUCAGAUCAUCUUGCCUCCGAAGAGGCUACGGAGGAGAGGCAGGACCGAUGCGAUGGUAUUGCAAACUACCAAUCCGGCCGUAGUGAUUGAUCCAAGCAAGGUUCUAAGUGUGUCAAAACUGGAACGUGCACUCCCAUUGAAACAACCUAAUAAAAUUCUCCCUCAACUACGCUCAUCAUCUCUCGACUCAUGCGUGUAUAUAGUAGGCUCAUAUGCUUAUCCCGGGAUACCCCUCCUGGAAGGAUGUGUAGGAAGUGCCAAAAUGACUGUAGAAUCACUCUUAGCCGAUGCGUACGAGCGCAGAACAGGAUUCGUUAGACCAAUAUUACCUGCCGGAAAGCUGGACUGGGAGGUGGGGAAAGGUGGUCGGUUUGCUAGAACUUGGAGAUGGAGGUGGUAUGAAAGUACUUGGAAGUGA
Messenger RNA from Kwoniella botswanensis, 1695 nucleotides. RefSeq lists its product as uncharacterized. The coding region runs from base 1 to 1695 and encodes 564 amino acids. The transcript has 6 exons. The record is from RefSeq and is a predicted model, not a curated record. Gene Ontology annotation, molecular function: oxidoreductase activity. NCBI's taxonomy places the organism in Eukaryota, Fungi, Basidiomycota, Tremellomycetes, Tremellales, Cryptococcaceae.